AUUUAAUUCAGAAGAACGGAAGAAGAAAACCAGAACGUAGACAGACAAAAGUUGUGGGAUUUCAGAACACUUCUGGGAAUGCGGAGAGAUGAAAUUGGCUUCGCUGAUUCUGUUUGAGUUGAUCGGAAUAUCCAGAAUCUUUAUCAUUGGCGGCAGAAAUUGUCACCGGAAACACGUCGAAGACGGGUGAUCUAACUCCUUUCUCUUAUCUCCUCCCCAUUUCUCUUUAUUAACUUCAUUUAGAUUCACUCUGUACGAAUAAAUAAACACAAUAUUCUACUGAUCUCGAUUCGAUCGAGUUGGAAUCUGGCGGUGCAUAUGGCGAAUAAAGGCAGAGAUGGUGAGCACUCGAGUUUACUCGACGGGAAGUACGAAUUCGGCCGUCUUUUAGGGCACGGGACCUUCGCUAAGGUUUACCAUGCCCGGAAUCUGCAGACGGGGAAGAACGUUGCGAUGAAAGUUGUUGGGAAGGAGAAGAUCAUCAAAAUCGGCAUGAUGGAGCAGAUCAAGAGAGAAAUCUCUGUGAUGAAAAUGGUGAAGCAUCCGAAUAUUGUGGAGCUUCAUGAGGUGAUGGCGAGUAAAUCGAAGAUCUAUUUUGCGAUGGAGCUUGUUAGAGGCGGUGAACUGUUCUCCAAAAUCGUGAAAGGUCGGUUGCGAGAGGAUGUGGCUAGGGUUUACUUUCAGCAAUUGAUCUCUGCAAUCGAUUUCUGCCAUAGCCGUGGUGUUUACCACCGCGAUCUGAAACCGGAAAAUCUGCUACUCGAUCAGGACGGAAACCUUAAGGUCACCGAUUUUGGCCUCACCGCCUUCUCGGAGCAUUUGAAGCAAGACGGACUGUUGCACACGACAUGCGGAACUCCGGCGUACGUUGCGCCGGAGGUUAUUGGAAAGCAGGGAUACGACGGGGCUAAGGCUGAUCUCUGGUCCUGUGGAGUCAUCCUGUACGUUCUUCUUGCCGGAUACCUUCCAUUCCAGGACGACAAUAUGGUGGCGAUGUACCGGAAGAUUUACAGAGGCGAUUUCAGGU
Messenger RNA from Cucurbita pepo subsp. pepo (vegetable marrow), 1027 nucleotides. The record is from RefSeq and is a predicted model, not a curated record. Lineage: Eukaryota; Viridiplantae; Streptophyta; Magnoliopsida; Cucurbitales; Cucurbitaceae.